AUGGCAGAACUCCCGGAACGACUGGAUCGCUUGCGGUCCACCAUCGAAGAUUUGAUGCGCAUCGGCGGGACCCCAGGGCUCUCGCUCGCAGUCAUGUCGAGCGGAAACACUGUUUACGAGUCAAGUUUUGGCGUCCGAGACACAGCAGCUGGUCUACCCGUCACUGAGGAAACAAUAUUUCCCAUAUGUUCGUUGACAAAGGCUUUGACUGCCUCUGCGAUGGCGAUUCUUGUCGACGAGGGUAAACUCACCUGGGAUACACUAGUGAAGGACGUUCUUCCAUCCUUUGAUUCAAGCGACGAGACGCUGCAGAAUCACUUGACUAUCACGGACAUCCUAUCUCAUCGAUCAGGCAUGGCUUGGGCUGGUAAUGUGGUCCUCGGUACCGAGAACAACGUUCUCAUUCCAGGAAAGGAUGGACUGAAAUACAUCAAUUCACAGCCGCGGGUUCUUCCGUUCCGGACAGGAAUGUCCUAUAACAAUCUUCAAUAUAACCUUGCAGGUUAUGUCAUCGAGGAAGUCAGUGGCAUUUCGUGGUUUGAGUUUGUACAGAGCCGUAUUCUCGAUCCUCUCGGCUUGGAUCGAACCUACCUUAAAUCUCCACCUCCGGGCACCCAAAAUGUCACUCAGUGCUACAACGCACUUGAUGAUGGAUCCACUACUCCUAUUCCUUGCCCUAAGGGAGGCCAAGAUUGGUUUGGUGGACCAAGUGGUGGCGCGUGGUCCUGUAUCCGUGAUCUUUUGGAGUUAUACAAAACGUUCACCGCUAGCUUUGAAGAUCAAUUCAUCACCGGGAAGGGAGCGACCAAAGACUCUCCCUUCAAACAAGUUUCUCAUCUCACUUCCGCCAAAAUUCCUAUGGAUCCACCCUCGAGGAACGAGCUAUCAUACGCACUCGGAUGGGUCAGAGCCCAGCUUCCCAAUCGGCUAGGUCAUAUCGGAAUCAAUCCUGGUCUGAUGUCCAAUGGCAUGCCUACCGUUGGGAAAGGCGUUCCCUCACAGCUCAUUCUCUUCCACCAGGGCAGCCUACCUGGCGCCCUCGCAAUUGUGAUUCUACUUCCAGACACUGACAGUGUUAUUGUUGUACUGUCUAACUCUUUGGCCCUAAAUGAUGUUCCUGACUGGGUUGGCCAACUCAUCCUUGAAGAGCUGCUCGAGGUUCCAGAAUCAGAGAGAAAUGAUUACAUCGAAGCAGCCCACAUCUCGGUCGCUGAGAGCUUGAAGUGGUAUCCAGCACUGGUGGGAGAGCUAGGCUCGGCUCGAAAGAACGGAACAUCACCUAGAGCACUAGAGGAGUAUGUCGGUACUUACUGGGAUAAUAUCAAUGUGUUCAAGAUUGUUGUGAAUUUGGUGGACAACAAGCUUUACUGGAGGCUGCAAGGGCUGGAGUCAGAAAAGUUCCAACUUGAACACUAUGAAGAUGACACCUUCACUUGGUUACUUCCACGGAAUGAGUUAUCUAGACGUGGCCGCUGGGUGGGCUGGGACCAAGCGGCACCUUUCUGGAAAGCCGUGUUUGAAUGCAACGACAAUGGGCGCAUUGACAAGUUGGUUUGGGAACACGAUACCGGUGUCCCGCCAAUGCAGUUGACGAAGGAGGAAAGCACUAAGCUAUGA
Messenger RNA from Penicillium roqueforti, 1617 nucleotides. RefSeq lists its product as uncharacterized. The transcript has a single exon. Bases 1 to 1617 code for a protein of 538 amino acids. Lineage: Eukaryota; Fungi; Ascomycota; Eurotiomycetes; Eurotiales; Aspergillaceae. The record is from RefSeq and is a predicted model, not a curated record.